Molecule: messenger RNA, 1797 nt
Organism: Sander lucioperca (pikeperch)
Lineage: Eukaryota; Metazoa; Chordata; Actinopteri; Perciformes; Percidae
Gene: sh3glb1a
Product: SH3-domain GRB2-like endophilin B1a
Exons: 9
Coding region: 208-1305 (365 amino acids)
Biological process (GO): membrane organization
Cellular component (GO): cytoplasm; membrane
Molecular function (GO): protein binding
Source: RefSeq, a predicted model, not a curated record
GCGUGCGCGAGAUCUUCCUCACAGCUGUCAGCAUCAGACUCGGGUGGAGACGUGAACUAUCUUGUCCUGUAUACUAUCUUUGUCAGGAUCAACAGCUGGGUGGAACUCCGACGAAAAGUUGCUUCAAUGACAUUUUAUAUAGGGAUGGCAGCUUGACUGUGAGACAAGCAAGUUGUUGUAUUAACUGUUUAUUUCCCCCGCGGUGCCAUGGAUUUUAAUGUUAAGCGGUUAGCUGCAGAUGCGGGUACUUUCCUGAGCCGCGCUGUGCAAUUUACAGAAGAGAAACUUGGCCAGGCUGAAAAGACAGAGUUGGAUGCCCAUUUGGAGAACCUAUUGGUCAGAGCUGAGAACACCAAGCAAUGGACAGAAAGGAUUAUGAAGCAGACAGAAGUCCUACUACAGCCCAACCCAAAUGUCCGGCUAGAAGAAUUUGUGUACGAGAAACUGGAGAAAAAAGCCCCUACACGAAUGAACAACCAUGAGCUGCUGGGCCAGUCCAUGAUCGAGUCAGGAAAUGAAUUUGGUCCUGGCACUGCCUACGGAAAUGCUUUGAUAAAAUGUGGUGAGACGGAGAAGCAGAUUGGUGGGGCAGAACGGGAGUUAAUCCACAGUGCUGCCAUCAACUUCCUGACACCUUUCCGAAACUUCCUAGAGGGCGACUUCAAAACCAUCCUGAAAGAAAGGAAGCUACUGCAGGUCAAACGUUUGGAUUUGGAUGCAGCCAAAACCAGGCUAAAGAAAGCCAGGAUGACUGAUGCUAGAGCUGCAGCAGAGCAGGAGUUGAGGAUGACCCAGAGUGAGUUUGACCGGCAGGCAGAGAUCACCCGCCUGCUGCUAGAAGGCGUCAGCAGCACCCAUGCACACCACCUACGCUGCUUGAAUGACUUUGUGGAGGCCCAGGCUACAUACUACGCACAGUGUUACCAGUACAUGGUGGAUCUCCAAAAGCAGCUGGGCAGUUUCCCCUCGUCAUUCUCCAACAACAACCAGUCGUCGGUGUCGGGCGGAGCCAGCAGCAUCUCAGUGCCCACCAUCCCGGUGUCAGCCUCCCUGCCCAGUGUGUCUGCGGGCCACGGCAGCUCGACGGCAUCAGGUGGAUUCAGUGAAUUGCGUAGCUCCAACGGCAGCCGCAAAGCCCGAGUGCUUUACGACUACGAUGCUGCCAGCAGCAGCGAGCUUUCCCUGCUGGCUGAUGAGGUGAUCACAGUGAGCAGUGUCCCUGGCAUGGACUCAGACUGGCUGAUGGGCGAGCGAGGCAACCAGAAGGGCAAAGUGCCCAUCACUUACCUGGAGCUGCUUAACUGAGGCCCACAACGCCCCUUUUCCAGCCCUCUGUAACCAGCUGUGAUGUCAUAUUUAUAUUGUGUUGCAGGGACAGGCCUCACUUCCUCUUCCAUUCAGUCAUUUUAGAAUGAGUUAUAUUUCUAUGAAAAGGAGUCUCAGUUUUAGCAGACUUGAGCCGGAAUAAAUAAAUCAAUCUGAGUGAUAGGAAAGGAAAAUGGACCACAAUCCCUAACAUGUUUUGUAUGCAACUGCAGUACAUUUCUAAAACCUGCUUCCAUGCCUUUGUGUUUGAUGCCAUGCAAUCUGCAACAUGUGCCAGAACAUCUCCCAAACUGUAACUUAAAAAAAAAACAAACAAAAAAGUUUUUGUUUACAAUAUAGAUUUCAGAUGGUGACCUUUAAAUGCUUUUAAUGUGAGGGUUUUAUUUCUCUUCCCUAAGUUUUUUCAAGUUCAAUUUUUAAAAAAUGCACUUCAGUUUGAGGUGGAGAGCGAUGCUGAUUUUUAAGUCUUUU